Molecule: messenger RNA, 989 nt
Organism: Linepithema humile (Argentine ant)
Lineage: Eukaryota; Metazoa; Arthropoda; Insecta; Hymenoptera; Formicidae
Source: RefSeq, a predicted model, not a curated record
AACGUCAUAGCUGACGUCAUUACUUGCGACCGCGUCGAGCUCGCGACGCUCAUGGUUCGCACAUGGGUCGGCGCGAUCGUAUUGGCAUCGUGAGCGUUGCGGGCGUUAAGUGGAACGCACCUAAUGUAUUUUUUUAUGUUGUCACAAUCUCAGUAUUAAACUUUUCAACAAAGAUGGAAAAAGUUUCUUUAUAUGAUCCGGAAAAAGACAUAGUGAUUGAUAUUAAUCUUUCUUCGGAAGAUGUUUUACGUGCGCAGCAAGACAUGACCUUUGCAACAUCUUUAUUAAACGCAGCCUUAAAAGAGAGAGAAUCAACCAAAAAUGUGGAAAGUUCUAUCGAAUCAGACCUAACUCAAAAAAUUAGUAAAACAAAUGUCGAAAAUUUUCAAAAUGACACUGAUGACAGUGGUUCUAUGUAUAGGUGGUCAACAACUGCUGUAUUAUUACUGUUAGAUACAUAUAAAACAUUUCAAGACAAAUUUUCCAGUGGAAAAUAUUCACAUAAAAAGAUCUGGGAUGAAAUUAGCAUAACCCUUGUGGAAAAAGGACAUUUGACCACAGGACCGCAAUGUGCGGCAAAACUGAGAAGCUUGAAGAAAACUUACAAAAGUGUGAAAGAUCAUAACAAUCUAUCAGGCAAUGAUAGGCGAACUUGGCAGUUUUAUGAGAUUAUGAAUGAAAUCUUUUCAAAAAAAGCUUGGUGUUCACCAGUCGCCGUUGCAUCAUCAACAGGACUUUCUAUUAAGCAGGACAAAGACUCAGGAUUUAUAGAAACUAUAUCUGAUUCGUCAGAAGGCAAGGUAUGCAGUCCUAAAACAAGAGAAUCAUCAAAAGAAAACGUGUGCAGUCUCCUUAAAAGAAAGUUACUUCAAAAAACUGAACAAGAGGAAGCAAAAGUCAAAAGACAUAAAGAAAGAAUGGAAAUGGAUGAGAAAUUCCUUUCAGUUUUAACAAAAUUGGUUGAAAAGUAGUUAAUAUUUAACAUGAUA